Molecule: messenger RNA, 876 nt
Organism: Capsicum annuum
Lineage: Eukaryota; Viridiplantae; Streptophyta; Magnoliopsida; Solanales; Solanaceae
Product: protein IQ-DOMAIN 20
Exons: 2
Coding region: 129-521 (130 amino acids)
Molecular function (GO): protein binding
Source: RefSeq, a predicted model, not a curated record
AACAUGUUGGCCACGCUUCCUUAUUUCAAGAAUGAAAAGUAGACUUAAAAUCUGUCCAUUAUUCAGGAGCUCUGCCAGAGUUGAGUUUGACAUAGCUUAGAAGAAGGCCAACAAUAUUAGUAUCAAAGAUGAGGAUGUCCAAGAAGAAUUGGUUUGGCAGUGUCAAAAAGAAACUAUUCCGGUCAUCUCCUUCACAUAAAAAUAUCAUUGUUCUUCAUAACAACACUAUUACCAAUAGGACAAGCAGCGCCAAUGGACGGUCGCCUACGAAGAACAAUGGCCGCGCCUAUUUUAUACCUAAAGAGGAUAUGGCUGCUAUUACUAUUCAGUCUCAUUUUAGAGGUCAUCUUGCAAGACGGGCGUUUAAGGCACUGAAAAGCCUAGUGAGGCUUCAAGCAGUGGUGCGUGGGGCAUGUGUGAGAAGACAAGCAAGGAUAGCUCUGCAUUGCAUGCACGCCCUUGCACGGUUGCAAGUUACUGUCCGAGCUCGGCAACUCCUCAGCAAGUGCGACGACCGUUGAUAAACAAUCUUUUAGGUGACUACCUAGUGCAAAGAUUGAUUUACAUUGUCAACUUAUACAAGUUAAAACUGUGCAAAUUUUCGUUCAGUUGCAUAUAAAUGUCGUCAGAUGUCAACCAUAUAUUGGAAAGUGAAUAGGAUGGAGGGAUUUGUUGAGUGCCUAAACAUGACUUGUAGUGCUGUACCUCUAGUUCUUGCGAUCCUUAGAGCUUGAUAUUGCUACUAACGAAUUUAAAACUUGUGUAAAUCGUGAUAUUGCUUUUUGUGGAAUUGCAUAUAGUUGUUUUUUAGAUUAAUACAUAUCUACAGUACAUUACUAUGUACGCAUGGGGUUUUGAAAUGAUCUAAUUCUCUUC